This is a messenger RNA of Loxodonta africana (African savanna elephant), 1957 nucleotides long. It is a transcript of the gene TNNT3, whose product is annotated as troponin T3, fast skeletal type. Gene Ontology annotation, molecular function: troponin C binding; troponin I binding; tropomyosin binding. The record is from RefSeq and is a predicted model, not a curated record. Gene Ontology annotation, cellular component: troponin complex. NCBI's taxonomy places the organism in Eukaryota, Metazoa, Chordata, Mammalia, Proboscidea, Elephantidae. The coding region runs from base 1257 to 1829 and encodes 190 amino acids. The transcript has 11 exons. Gene Ontology annotation, biological process: regulation of muscle contraction; sarcomere organization; skeletal muscle contraction.
GGAGGCAGCAGGACACCCAGCCGGCCGAGAAGCCCCACAUGUGGCCCCACAGUAACCCACUAACCAUGGCCACUGCUUGACCAGGGAGGGUAGGGAUCCCAUGCCAGGGCAGGGCCAGCCCGAUUCCACAGGCUGUGCCAGGAGCUCCCACCAGAACCCGGCUGGUGGGGACUGUUGGAGGGCCCCCCAAGCUGGAGGGAGCUGGGCUACAACGGAGGGGGCAUCUCCAAGCUGGGGAUUGGGACUGGGGGAACUGUGGCUGAGCUCCUGGGACAUGGUCCAGACUCUCUGUCCCCCAGACUAUCCCUCCAGCUCAGGGGGUAACUGAGGGACCCCAAUAGGUCAGGACCCCUGCACAGCCCCCUGGAAGGCCUUGGCUAUGGAGAGAGAGAGGGCAGAUGGGAAGGGGGUGCUAGGGCCAGGCGGCUGUGCACCCAGGGCAAGGCCUUCAUCUGUGCUCCUCCCAGCUCACCCUGCUAAAGAGUUAUGCCCCUUUGUCAGCCCCCAGCAGGGGUUCUUGUCAGUCUAGCCCCAUCCCUCCAACCCAGCCCAGAGUUCCCCUCCUUGGGGCCUGGGCCCAGAAGGCAGCUGGGCCAGAGUGGAUAGACGCAGGGGAGGAGAUAGGGGGUAUCCUGGACAUGCCGCUACGCCCACUUUUCAGCUCUGCCUCCCUGGUUACAGGCCCCAACCUGGGUGCAAGGGGGCACACGCUGCAAGGCCCUGGCAUUGCCACCAUAGCCCUGCAUGAAAGUCCUCUCCAGAAACAAAGGGAGGCAUGGGGGUCCCCAGGCCCCCUCCCCAAUAUGGCCGAGGCAGGGGCUGUCACUGCAACAAGAGCCGGUUCCAAACGGCACCUUUGAGCCUCAGUUUACCCAUCUGUGAGGCGAGACUGGGUGAGGGGUGGACUCUGAGAGCAGGCAGCAAGAUUGGGGGCCUUGGGGUGGGGUGGCAUCUGAGGUUGGCACUGACUACUGACCAUCUCUCGCUCGCUUUCCGCAUGCCCCCCACCCCCACCUCGCUGCUGACCCUCCGAGUGGCGACGGGCUGUUCCAUUAACCUGGAAAUCCUUCUCCUUUGGCCUCUGACCCGUGGUCUUGCCUCUUGUUCCAUGGCCCUCCUUAGUCCAUGAAGUUCAUGAGCCAGAGGAAGUUCAAGAAGAGGAGAAGCCAAGACCCAGACUCACUGCUCCUAAGAUCCCGGAAGGGGAGAAAGUAGACUUUGAUGACAUCCAGAAGAAGCGUCAGAACAAAGACCUCAUGGAGCUCCAGGCUCUCAUUGACAGCCACUUCGAAGCUCGGAAGAAGGAGGAGGAGGAGCUGGUUGCUCUCAAGGAAAGAAUUGAGAAGCGCCGUGCAGAGAGAGCUGAACAACAGAGAAUCCGAGCCGAGAAGGAGAGGGAGCGCCAGAACAGAUUGGCAGAGGAGAAAGCCAGGAGGGAGGAGGAGGAUGCCAAGAGGAGAGCUGAGGAUGACCUGAAGAAGAAAAAGGCUCUGUCCUCCAUGGGUGCCAACUACAGCAGCUACCUGACCAAGGCUGACCAGAAGAGAGGCAAGAAGCAGACUGCUCGGGAGAUGAAAAAGAAGAUACUGGCCGAGAGGCGAAAGCCGCUCAACAUUGACCACCUCGGCGAGGACAAGCUGCGGGACAAGGCCAAGGAGCUCUGGGACACCCUGUACCGGCUGGAGACUGACAAGUUCGAGUUUGGGGAGAAACUGAAGCGUCAGAAAUAUGACAUCACCAACUUCAGGAGCCGUAUCGACCAGGCCCAGAAGCACAGCAAGAAGGCUGGUGCCACGGCCAAGGGUAAGGUCGGUGGGCGCUGGAAGUAACGAGGUGGAGUGGAAGAGGACCUUUGAGGCAGAGACCCCCCAUGGGUCUUGUCCCCCAGCCCCCACACCAAGGCUCCUUCUGAGGCUCCAGGACAGUCACAGCCUGUCCCGGAGCUUCCCUCCCGCCU